Neoarius graeffei (lesser salmon catfish) is the source of this 3235-nucleotide messenger RNA. RefSeq names its product RNA binding motif protein 24a (gene rbm24a). NCBI's taxonomy places the organism in Eukaryota, Metazoa, Chordata, Actinopteri, Siluriformes, Ariidae. Bases 300 to 1004 code for a protein of 234 amino acids. The record is from RefSeq and is a predicted model, not a curated record. The transcript has 4 exons. Gene Ontology annotation, molecular function: mRNA 3'-UTR binding. Gene Ontology annotation, cellular component: cytosol.
UUUAGAAAGCCCGUCAGUGACGAAGCGGAGUUCAGCCCACAUGAUGAUCUCCGGAACAAUCCGCUGCUCAGCGCCUCACAAGUGAACAAGUGACAGUAAAAUCUACCUCGAGGAACAAAGUUUGUGGCUGAAAGCUGUGUUUUAGAUGCAGAGUUAGGUUUCUCUGUAACCCCGCGUGUGCUUGAGAGAAAUAUAGAGGUAGAAAUACAGGCUGAAACAUUGCACUACUUUUUUAUUUUUUGUUUUUUUUUCUUCCUAAUUGCAUUGCAUUGCACUCAAGCGUUUCUUGAGGACUGAGGAUGCAUACCACCCAGAAGGACACCACCUACACCAAGAUAUUUGUUGGAGGUUUGCCCUAUCACACCACGGAUUCCAGCCUGAGGAAAUAUUUUGAGGUGUUUGGGGAAAUCGAGGAGGCUGUCGUGAUUACCGACAGACAGACUGGGAAGUCCAGGGGGUAUGGUUUUGUGACAAUGGCAGACCGCUCUGCAGCAGACAGAGCUUGUAAGGACCCCAACCCUAUCAUUGACGGCAGGAAGGCUAACGUGAACCUGGCUUAUCUGGGAGCCAAGCCGCGGGUCAUGCAGCCAGGAUUCGCGUUUGGUGUACCCCAGAUUCAUCCGGCUUUCAUCCAGAGGCCUUAUGGGAUCCCCGCUCACUACGUAUACCCACAGGCAUUCAUGCAGCCCAGCGUGGUGAUCCCUCACGUGCAGCCGACCACUGCGUCCGCCGCCGCUACUGCCUCUUCGCCCUACAUUGACUACACUGGAGCUGCAUAUGCACAGUACGCCAGCGCUGCCACCGCUGCGGCUGCCGCUGCUGCGUAUGAGCAGUACCCCUAUGCUGCCUCCCCUGCCGCAACCGGCUACGUCACUACAGCUGGUUAUGGCUAUGCUGUGCAGCAGCCACUGGCCGCUGCCACCCCAGGCUCAGCUGCAGCCGCCGCAGCUGCAGCAUUCGGUCAGUACCAGCCCCAGCAACUGCAGGCCGAGCGCAUGCAAUAGCAGCUUAUGGCACCGAGAAGUGAGGAAAAGCCAAUGCCCAGUGACUGCUCAUUGGCCAUAUUGAGGUAUCUCACCAGAGGAAGGAUAAUGUGAUUAGGAGGAGGAGGAGGAUUGAUGGAGGUGUUUAAGUGAGGUGGGAACUCCAUCGCUUUCCAACUUGCUGUGAUUAAACCAAAAAAAGAAAAAAAAUGUGAAAAAAAAAAUCAGAGAAGGCGUAAAGACAGAGAAUUAACUUUUUACCAUUAUCAAUAUUGUUAUUGUUACCUUUAUGCUUAAUAUUGAUGUAGUGUAUUUAUUGCUAAAGGAGAACGCAAUGACUAAUCACUGUGGCUUGGAGGUGUAGAAGAAGCCUUAAGUCCAGAUGCUGUCAUUAAAUUAGAAGACUUUUCUUCAUGAAAGGACGUUAGAUGUCCGCACAGUGUUUUGAUUCUGAAGCCCUCUAACUUACAUAUUUAUUCUCAUUUUUGAGGGAAUUUUUUUUCUUCUGUUCUGUCGUCUAAUGCGCAUUGCAAGGUUUUACUUUCUGAUUAUCAGGGAAAUGGAGCAUUUUUCCAACAGAUUAGUCAAGACAAACAAACUCCGCCAAUCAGGGAGUAGUACACAACUGUGGAGAAAUGGAGUGACGGAAAAUAUAAUUGUCGCAUUGUCUGGCAUGUUCAGGAUUACCUUUUUAUCUUCCUGAUGCUGAAUGUCCCCCUACUCUGAUCCCCAUUUUAACCUCUUGACCUAUGCAAAGCAAAAACAGCUGCCAGGAGACAAAACAAACUGUGGAAAUUUCCUGCCACCCUCCUCUGAAGAACAACGAACAAUUUCAGAGCAUGAUGAAAAGACAUUACAUAGUAUUAUUUGCCUACUCAAGCACACGCACACAUACAGACACUAAUUUCUUUAACACUGGGGCAAAAUGUUAACUCAGCUACACAUUAUUGCACACGUACACUUAUCCAUGCACUUCCAUUGUAUGAUAAGUCCAAAUUGACAAAAGGUCAGAGCUGGAGACUUGUGAGUGAGGAGCAGGCAACAGCUGCUGUGUGGGGACAGACAGGCUCAUAUACACAGACACAGAUUGCUCUGGAAAGAACGCAUCACUUGUGCUCAUUUGUUGAGCUGUCACAUUUUAAUCCCUGUGCCCGCUUGGGAACACGUCCCCCCUCCAGCUUUGUCAGCAGUUCCACCUCUGUCCUAGAGAGACAGGUUGGAGGCUUAAGCCCAGGCUGCACUCCCCCGAUCCCCUUCUAACAUCACCCUCAACACCCGCCGCUGCGUCUCUUGCUCAUGAGCAGCUCCUCUCUGGAACGAACGAGUGAAAGAGCGAAACAAACAGACUUCGACAGUGUACCAGUGAACUUCCAUCAUUCAACCGAACUCUAUCGGUGUAAAUCAUCUUUUUCCUUUGUGUUUGUCUAGAGAAAUGUCUGUGCACCAGCAUGUCUUUCCGAGUGAGAGAUGAAUCCGUUCUCUGUUCUCUCAGAAAACCAAAUGUCACGUCUUUGUACUAGAAAGCAGCACUAAAGCUGAGGGCUCAAACACGAGUAUCAGAGUUCACAGUGCCUUACAACUGUAAUGCUAUUUAAAGAGAAAAAAAGAGAAGUGCUAUUUAUUUAUUUUGAGUUAUGCUGCGCUCUAAGGACGGCGACUUAGUGGCGGUACUGUAUUAAUAAUAAUGUAUUCAUCUCAUGGCAUAUUAUAAGUUAUUGAGUAGAUUUAGUGAUAGUAUCAUUUAACAUACUCAACCAAAAAUGUUGAUUUAUUUAAGAUACGAUUCUGUAUGUGCACUGUACAUUUUUUUUUUUCUAUGCCUUAUGAAAUUUUAGAGCAUUUCAUUAAAUAUCUGCUAGGUUAAUGCCUCUUGUAAGAUGUUUAUUUAAUGCAGGCCUAUUUGCAGGCAGGAUCUCUCUUUCGUCAUAUCUAGAACUGUAGAACAUUUAAAAAAAAAAAACCUCCUUGUAAAAACUAAGCAAAAUGCUGCUUCAUACACUAGAAUGUAUAGUCCUUGUCAAGGUUCAAUAUCUGUGCUUCUUCUGCUUUUAAUAGACAUCAGAUGAGCUAUUUUACACUGUUAGGACUUUUUAUACUUGAACAAGGGAAAAUAUGAAAAGCAAUUACAAAAGAGAACUUUUUAAGGAAGCAUUUCAUUGUCACUGGAUUUGGGCAUGUAAGGUGUCAUUUACUAUUUAAUGUAAAUCCAAAGGUUGUCUCAGUAAGCCUAAUUUAAUCCUUAUUUCAGAUUU